AAUCUGAAGAGGUGUCUACAUUGAAGCAUUGACUUGUGAUAAAUGGACAGCUCUUCAUGUCAGUGCUUUGAAAGGUCACUGUGAUAUUGUAGAUUUGCUACUUGAUAAAGGUGCAAACAUGAACGCUGUUGAAAUAAGUAAAUGGACACCGCUUCAUUGGGCAUGUCAUAAAGGUCAUAAAGAGAUCGUAAGGACAUUGAUCAGAAGAGGUGUCAACAUUGAAGCUUUAACUCACAAAAAAAGGACAGCUCUUCAUGUAAGUGCUUCCAAAGGUCACUGUGAUAUUGUAGAUUUACUACUUGAUAAAGGUGCACACAUAAACGCUGUUGAAAAAGAUAAAUGGACACCCCUUCAUUGGGCAUGCCAAAAUGGUCAUAAAAAGGUUGUGGAAAUGUUGAUCAACAGAGGUGCCAACAUUGAAGCUUUUCGUGACGAUAAACAGACAGCUCUUCAUAUCAGUGCUUCCAACGGUCAUUGCGAUAUUGUAAGUUUUCUAUUGGAAAAAGAUGCCAACGUAAACACUGUUGAAAAAGAUAAAUUGACACCACUUCACCUAACAUGCGCAAAUGGUCACCAAGAGGUGGUGAAAAUAUUGAUCAGUAGAGGUGCCAGCAUUGAAGCUUUGACUUAUAAUAAAUGGACAGCCCUUCACCUAGGUGCUUUCAGAGGUCACUGCGGAAUUGUAGGUUUACUACUUGAUAAUGGUGCAAACGUGAACGCUGUUGAAAUAGAUAAACGAACACCGCUGCACUGGGCAUGCCAAAAUGGUCAUAUAAGUGUAGUAGAGAUAUUGAUCAAAAGGGGUGCCAACAUUGAAGCUUCGCGUGACGAUAAACAGACAGCUCUUCAUGUCAGUGCUUCCAACGGUCACUGCGAUAUUGUAGGUUUACUACUUGAUAAUGGUGCAAACAUGAAUGCUGCUGCAAUAGAUAAAGCAACACCGCUACAUUGGGCAUGCCAAAAUGGCCAUAUAAAUGUAGUAGAUAUAUUGAUCAGAAGAGGUGCCAACACUGAAGCUUUGCGUGACGAUAAACUGACAGCACUUCAUGUCAGUGCUUCCAACGGUCAUUGUGAUAUUGUAGGUUUACUACUUAAUAAAGGUGCAAACGUAAACGCAGUUGAAAUACAUAAAUGGACACCGCUUCACUGGGCAUGUCAGAAUGGCCAUAUAAAUGUAGUAAAAAUAUUGACCAGAAGAGGUGCCAACAUUGAAGCUUUGCGUGACGAUGAACAGACAGCUCUUCAUGUCAGUGUUUCCAAAGGUCACUGCGAUAUUGUAAAUUUACUACUUUCUAAAGGUGCAAACGUAAACGCAGUUGAAAUAUAUAAAUGGACACCGCUUCAUUGGGCAUGCGAGAAUGGCCAUGAAAAGGUGGUAGCAGUGGCGUAGCCAGAAAUUGUCUCUGGGAGGGGUUUUCAACGGUCAAUGAUACCUUUUUUGUUUGACCCUUACAUUUUGUAAACAGUAAUGAGCAAUUGUAUUCGUAGUUUGAAAAAAGCGGCGCAGCCGAAAAAUUUUUUCAUCGCAAAGCGCUUUAUACUGAAAAUUUGUUCCACAAAUUUUGGCUCUGGGGGGGGGUUUUAACCCUAAAACCCCCCCCGUGGCUACGCCAGUGGGUGGUAGAGAUAUUGAUCAAAGCAGGUGCCAACAUUGAAGCUUUGUGUGACGAUAAAUGGACGGCUCUACAUGUCAGUGCUUUCAAAGGUCACGGCAAUACUGCAAAUUUACUACUUGAUAGUGGUGCAAACGUGAAUGCUACUGACUUCAAUAAUAGGACGCCACUUCAUUGGGCAUGUCUUAAUGGUCAUAAAAAAAUAGUAGAGAUAUUGAUCAGUAGAGGUGCCAACAUUGAAGCUUUGCGUGACGAUAAACAGACAGCUCUUCAUGUAAGUGCCUCCAACGGUCACUACGAUAUUGUAAAUUUACUACUUGAUCAAUGUGCAAACGUUAAUGCUGUUGAACUACAUAAAUGGACAUCACUUCAUUGGGCCUGUCAGAAUGGUCAUAAAGAGGUGGUAGACACAUUGAUCAGCAGAGGUGCCAAUAUUGAAGCUUUGCGUGACGAUAAACAGACAGCGCUUCAGAUAUGUGCUUCCAACGGUCACUGCGAAAUUGUAAAUUUACUACUCGAUAAAGGUGCAGAUGUGAAUACGGUUGACAUAAAUAAUUGGACGCCGUUGCAUUGGGCAUGCCAGAAUGGUCAUAAAGAGGCUGUAAAUAUAUUGAUCAGAACAGGUGCCAAAAUUGAAGUAUUAACUCACAAAAAAAGGACAGCUCUUCAUGUAAGUGCUUCCGAAGGGCAUUGCGCGAUUGUAGAUUUAUUACUUGAUAAAGGUGCAAACGUGAAUGCUGUCGACAUAAAUAAUUGGACGCCGCUCCAUAGUGCGUGUGAAAAUGGUCAUAAAGAAGUUGCGGAGAAGUUAAUCAAAAGAGGUGCCAACAUUGAAGCAUUGACUGAUAAAAAAUGGACAGCUCUUCAUGUAAGUGCUUCCAAAGGUCACUGUAUUAUUGUAGGUUUACUGCUUGAUCAUAGUGCAAACGUAUACGCUCUAGAAAAAGAUUAUUGGACACCGCUUCACUGGGCAUGCCAAAAUGGUCACAAAGAUGUUGUGGAAGUUUUAAUUAAACAAAAGCCACCAUUGCCAAAGGUUACCCCGUACACAAUCAGACGCAACACCUACAACGAUUUAUUCAAAAAUUCAUAGUUCAGUUUUACAAUUCACCAUCUGGCGAAGGGCUAGUGUGAAAAGUCAAAUCGCAAGCUAACCGAUUCAAAUUUAGAACUAUCGUUAACAACAUGGUCGAUAGAAGUUACCAUGAUAGUGUAUGAUGUUACGCCUGCUUCUUUGUCGCUACUACAUCUACAGGAGGUGGCCAAAAUGUUUUCUCUUACAAAAAGAUCAACAAGCUGUAACUUUUCAUAGAAUGCAUCAAAAAUUCUCAAAUUUUGACUGCUUGUCAACCUAUUUUUUAAAAAGACACGGACACGUUCAAUGCUUCCAGUGAGCUUUUCGCUCUUUGAAGGAAGCACGACACUAGACAACGGACUAGCAUGCAACGCCCAGUGGCACAGCCGAAAACUUUUCCUGACAGCUGCGGCGGGAAUCGAACCCGCGCUCCUCAGCACGAUGUGACUAAGAGCUUGGUGACACACGACCACAGAGCCGCACAAUCAUCAUUUGUACAAAUUUGCCCUCGAUUGGUUAAUCUUUCACGAAACUAGAACCACUCUGGUAAAACACUAUUUUCUAGACAACUAUUUUUUUACAGUCAUAUCUCGGAAACCAGUGAAUUGAAUGAAGUUUUCAACGUUUAUCAACUUUUUUUUUCUAGUUCAUUUAUUUAUGGCUCAAUCGAGUUUAUCAACAAUAUGUUGAUAAUUGAUACGACGUUAUAAAAUGUUAUAUUUUCUCACGACGAAUAAAGUUAUACCGGUUUGACAUUUUCACUCAUAUAGAGGAAAAAGUCAAAUUUAUAAUAACACACAAAAAUUACUAAAUGUUUUCUUCCUUUAACCCAGAUAGACUCUAAUAUAUUUUAUUAGAGAUAUCUUGAGAACAGAAGCAGAAAAUCUUUGGAUAUCAAAACUAAAAAUUCAAUGACGAUGUAAAGCAUUAACAUUUUUCGAGAAAGAUCCGAAAAGUGUCAACCCACCAUAACUUUUUUCAACGUUAAAAAAGUAUCUAUGUUUCAUUUUGUGAAGAAUUAAUAUAUUGUUGAUAAACGUUCCGAGGGUCUCCAGUUAGGCUAGUGGUUAAGGCUAUGGAUCGCCAAUCCGGAGACGGCGGGUUCGAUUCUCGUUCCGGUCGGGAACAUUUUCUCGACUCCCUGGUCAUAGUGUAUCAUUGUACUUGCCUCACAAUAUAAAUUUAUGCAAUGGCAGGCAAAGAAAGCCCUUCAAUUAAUACCUGUUAAAGUACCCACUAGUUGAAGCGAGGCAGGUCAAGUCCCAGUGGGGACGUAGAGCCAUAAAGAAGAAGAAAGUAUCUCAACAAAACUAGGAUAAUUGUUCCCAUCGUUGCGGUAGUACCUAUUGUUGCGGUAAUGGCAAUUGAGCACUUUUUCGACUGAAAUGUUACCAAAAGGUAUUUUUAAUAGAUGUAUGGUGCUUAAAUUAUGAGAUUGCACCAUUUGUUUGCUUAAGAUUUGCCCAAAAACCUAUUUUAAAAAAAAUAUUUUCAUAAAUGUGUUUGCUGCUGUGUUCCUAUUGUUGCGGUAGUGUUCCUAAUGUUGCGGUAUCCCAUAUGAUUUCAAUGGGAUACCGCAACAAUAGGAACAAAAUACCGCAACAUUAGGAACACAUACCGCAACAUUAGGAACACAAUGAUCUUUCAGAUAAAAACGAAUAAAAUGCUCAUAACAACAUCAAAGUGGCAAUAUUUCGUUAUUUUCCCGUAGAUUAAGGAUGGAUUUUAUUAUUUUCAAUUCAAUCCAUGUAAAAAGUUUGCUUGGGGCGAUACAAUUGUGGUUUAAACAUGAACCCAGCGCUUAACUCCUCCAUGAUCGGAUCAAUUACCCUAUCGAAGGAACUCGUGGAGGAAUUCCCCGAAGGAACUUCUGGAUGAAUUCACGAAGGAAAUUCUAGUGGAAUUUCCGAAGGAGCUCAUAGAUCCAUCCGCGUCGGGAAUCGGCUUGACUGCUUCCCAAAGCUUCUCCAGCUCCAGAUACGUUUCCACCGCAAACUUCCACGUGGGCCAAUUUUCACGGCCGCUCAGCCGCUCGAUGGGGGGCAGGCUUGAAAGGUUCUGGAUUUGUUGCGGGGCUUGCGGAACCCGUUCCGCCCGGUGGUCACCAGCUCCGAGAGACAUUUUCUAACUGCUUCUGGAAUCUUCUUUUGAAAAAAAUACUUGGGCCAAUAAGCUUUUGGAGGCAGUAAAACGAACUACUCUGUGCAGAAGUGAACAUUUUGUUUAAAUUUAAAUCUAGGCUACAACGAUUGGCGUACGGUCUGAACGCCUACUAUAAUCAUAGUAUCUCUAUGCUCUAGACGAAACAUAUAUAAUUCAUGUCAUGUUAACAUCAAGACACAUUUGAAAGAAAGGAAGUUGAUAAUCUGAAGAAAAUGAAGACUGUCUUCGUAUCGGGUUUCUUUCCAUAGAACAUAAGAAUUUACCUUCACUCGAGUUCACUAAUUUGACGUUUGAGUGAUGCUGUGUUUACAGAAAAUGAAGCCGUUUCCAUGGCCAUCUAGAUAACACGGGCCGCUCAAAAGUCGAACGAGUGAAUACGUGCAUUGGUCCAAUGUGAACAUUGGGCAAAGAUGAUUAGACGAUUAGACUAACUAGUGUAAGACUCAAUGUUGUAUGCCAAUAUUAUUAAGUUGAACAAAUUUGAUGAUAGUUUGAAUGUACUUUGUUAUUGGCGUACAUAAUUAUGUACAAUUUAAAUAAAACCAAUAUGUUUUAUAAUGCA
Messenger RNA from Aedes albopictus (Asian tiger mosquito), 5413 nucleotides. RefSeq names its product ankyrin-1-like. Bases 119 to 1390 code for a protein of 423 amino acids. The record is from RefSeq and is a predicted model, not a curated record. The transcript has a single exon. Lineage: Eukaryota; Metazoa; Arthropoda; Insecta; Diptera; Culicidae. Gene Ontology annotation, molecular function: protein binding.